Molecule: messenger RNA, 1896 nt
Organism: Peniophora sp. CBMAI 1063
Lineage: Eukaryota; Fungi; Basidiomycota; Agaricomycetes; Russulales; Peniophoraceae
Source: the annotation of a GenBank genome assembly
AUGUUCCCUAUGUCCCGGGAACUUUCACCAGACAGUGCCGAGAGUUACUGGGCCGAUGCAUUCAGUAAAAGAGCGGUACAACUCCCUUCGCGGAAUGCCCUCGAGAAGAGCUCAGUACCUGGGGGCGCUGUGUGGGAUGUCGAGAUCCAGGCGCUCAGUCGUCAAUUACUGAAGGCAAAGUCGCGACGUAAUCAUGCGGUCGCCCACAUAUACGCGUUACCGCCCGAGAUACUCUCACGUAUCUUUCAUCUCACUAGAGGACCAUUUUAUCCUCAGUUUUACCGCCGCGAGCCCUGUAGAUGGAUCCGGGUCACUCACAUCUGCCGGCACUUCCGCUCGAUUGCUCUGGCCGACGCCUCGUUAUGGUCUGACCUACCGAUGGACGCACGGCUCUGGGAUGUCUUCCUGUCUCGCUCAAGGGCGGCCCCUCUUAAUAUUGGCGGAAACUGCGACUCGCUCAUCCCAUCGCCCAUCCAGCGCUACUUGUCCGAUAUCACACGGAACCUUUCUCGAAUACGCUCACUCGAUAUCUAUACUGAACAUCCGUACAUCGUGGAAACCCUCAUAUCCAAAUUCAUUACCGGCUCGCCAGAAAUUAUCGGCUUGAAACUCACGUUUGUCGGAAGUCACAUCUUCUUUGGACCGACGUCCAACGAGGACACACUACUUCGAUUCAUAUCCUCCUCCCCAAAGAUCAAAGAAAUAAAGCUCUCCGGUCUCGGCACAUUGUAUCCUUGGGCCGCACAAGCGAACACGUUGACUACGUUGGCACUUGACGCGGGCGUAGGAUAUCGUAGUCCUACCUCCAGACAACUCAUGCGCGCAAUAUCGUCAACUUUUGACGAGGUUCUGGAGGGACUUCGCGCAAUGCCGUCGCUUGAGACGCUGACAAUCCUCCACGUCCUCCCCACUCUGCCAAUUGAUUCUCGCACGAUUCGCCAUCCUGUCUCUCUCCCUCAUCUACAUCGCUUGUCUCUCACAAGCUUCGACGGCUGCUCCGCGUACCUAUGGCAAAUGCUCAUUUAUCCAUCUCACUGCUGUACCGACAUCGCCAGUCUAUCAUCAAGUUGGACGGCUCUGCAGCAGUACUUUCUCCCCAAACUGAGAACGAUCAUCGCAAAUAAAGAGGCGCCCAACUUCGACUCUAUGGAGAUUUGUACCAUUCAGAAACUUGACUUCAAUACGGGCUUAUUGCGACGGUUCUCCGUGUCCUGUGGAGGAAUCCAUCAGCCCCUAGACUUUUAUUGUCGGGAAGAGCUUGAGCCAUCCAUCACUCGCGUCUCUGCUCUCCACGAGGAAGCCGCGCAUCCCAUACCUUCGGAGGCGGACAUCUUUACCCCUCUUGUAGCCUUGUUUCCUAGUCCGAUCGCCAUUCGGCACGUCUACAUUAGCGAUUUCACCCCGACUGCCGACGAAUUUCGCGCGAUAUAUGGAAACGCCACCGAAGUCGAGAGUAUCCACUUUAACUCCACCGCCCAGGACAUGAUCGUCGACUUCCUUCACCUGCUUGUAGCAGAACCACCCAUCGUACACGACCCGAGCACGGCAAACCUAUCGAACGAGGCGAGUGCAGCAGCGCAAGUUGUGCCAUCCAAUGCCGCCAUCUUCUGGCCCUCCCUUUCCUCGAUCGGCUUCUACGGCAUCGACGUUGGCCCCGAUGCACCUGAGAGCAUAUGGCAUGUGAUGCGCGAGACUAUGCGCCUGCGAUUCGUGAUUACCGGACGCCGCAUACAAACUAUCCAGUUGCAGGAGUGCGAUGUGCCACCGGAUGUCUACUAUGAGUGGUAUGGAAAGGACAACGUUCUCAAGUAUGUCUUACCGGAGUUGGAUUGGGAUUUCGUCGUAGGGAACUAUCGCAUUCCCUCGGGAGGGGAGUCGGAAGAGGAGUCAGAGUAG